Messenger RNA from Hymenoscyphus albidus, 666 nucleotides. The record is from the annotation of a GenBank genome assembly. Lineage: Eukaryota; Fungi; Ascomycota; Leotiomycetes; Helotiales; Helotiaceae.
AUGGCAACUCCACGCUUCAGAUGCGUGAUUUGUAACACCACUGAUGCAAAACGCCGCAGCAGCUGUCUAUCAACAGCAUACUGCUCCCACGCCUGCCAGAAGAAAGACUGGCCUCUCCAUAAAACAAUUUGCAAGGACUUCACUACGACCCUCGAGUCUCCUCCACCUUCCCCAAGACACAUUCUGUAAGUCCAUCUCCCUUUGCAGCGAUUUACAAUCCUCACCCCUACUCGCCGCCAUAACCUGUCCCAAAAGCUAAAACCCCUCACCAGCGCAAUCCACCUCCCAGUCUCCUCUCCCACCCCAACCCUCGUCUGGGUAGCCCUAUCUCCCGGCGGCAGUCCCGGCGCCAUCCUCUCACUCCCCUCCGACCCAGAAGCCGACCGUGACUGUCCCGGCACCGAAAGCGUCUUCAUAACCUCCAACAAGCUGCGGAACUUCAACCUCGCAAAUACCGUUGCGAUCAAAACACGAUGCAACUUCCUGUACGAUGAAUCCCCAAGGAACGAGUGUGUUUGGGCCCAGACGAAGGGCGCUGUUACCUAUGACUGGAGAGGCCCGAUGGCGAUCAUGCGAAUGACUAAUGGGGAGUAUAUUGAUGUCAAGCCGGAGGACUUGAGGACUGUGGUGGAUUGGAUGGUCUGGUAUAUGAGGGAUUUGAAGUGA